Wyeomyia smithii (pitcher-plant mosquito) is the source of this 1029-nucleotide messenger RNA. RefSeq lists its product as uncharacterized. The record is from RefSeq and is a predicted model, not a curated record. The transcript has a single exon. Bases 1 to 1029 code for a protein of 342 amino acids. Gene Ontology annotation, molecular function: nucleic acid binding. NCBI's taxonomy places the organism in Eukaryota, Metazoa, Arthropoda, Insecta, Diptera, Culicidae. Gene Ontology annotation, biological process: DNA integration.
AUGGAUGGUGAUUAUUUUCUUGUCGUCGUGGAUUCCUUCUCGAAAUUUCGUACGUCUGCUGCCGCAACCAUAGCUAUUCUUCGUGGAAUAUUUGCUCGGCUUGGUAUGCCGGUAGUCAUAGUAAGUGACAAUGGUCUUCAAUUUGCAAGCAAGGAAAUUGCCGAAUAUUGCGCUGCGAAUGGUAUUGAACAUAUUUUUACCGCUCCAUACCAUCCUCAAUCCAAUGGUCAAGCGGAGAGAUUUGUAGAUAUCUUUAAGCGGGCCGUGAAAAAGAAUCAAGGGGGAAGAGCAAGCAUCAAUGAAGCGUUAGACAUCUUUCAUCUCACGUAUCGAAAUACUCCUAAUCGCUCCGCUCCUGACGGUAAAUCACCUUCGGAAAUAAUGUUCGGUCGCAAACUGCGAACGUGUCUUGAGUUACUCCGACCGCCAGUUCAACACUUCGAAAAGCUACCAGGAAACGUAGACAUUCAAAGACGAUUUGUGUGCAACGAUCCUGUUUAUGUUCAAGUGCAUAUAAAGAAUUCUUGGAAGUGGGCACCUGGGGUCAUUUUAGAAUGCAUUGGAGACGUGAUGUAUAACGUUUGGGUUGACAAUCGACGAUUAUUGCGAUCCCACAUCAACCAGUUGCGGAAGCGCAUUGAUUGCGACUCUGCAGCAACGUCACUCAAUAAGCAAGUGACCCUUCCUCUUGACGUCCUAUUGGAUGCCUGGAACCUGCCUCUCUCAUCGGCUUCUGUGCAGCGACCGCUGGCACCAAAGCCUGUACCAUUGCAACCCAUCGUAUCACAGGAAGUCCUUCAAGAUAAACAACAACCUAUUGCGUCGUCGGCACCGCAACAUGAUAAGCCAACUGUAUCAGCAGCGAGUCAGCAAUCGUCGUCGUUGUCUACGCAAUCAUCUACAAGUUCGUCUGAAACAACGUUAGUCUCUCAGCCAGUAUCUACGCGUCGCUCUCCUAGAACUCGGCACCUGCUAGGUUUCCAGAUCCCUACCUUCUAUAUUAAAAGGGGAGAUGUCACAGACAGAUGA